UGGAAGGGAGUGUGUGAGAUUGCAGCUGGCGCUGAGAGAACUUCUACUGAGCUUCUUCUACCUGCAGGCAGGAACACCAUGAGCUCCCAGUUUAACAAGGGCCCGUCCUAUGGCCUGUCUGCCGAAGUCAAGAACAAGUUGGCACAGAAAUAUGACCCCCAAAAGGAGACAGAAUUAAAAGUAUGGAUAGAAGAAGUAACAGGAAUGUCCAUUGGGCCAGACUUCCAGAAAGGAUUAAAAGACGGCGUCAUUCUAUGCGAGCUUAUGAACAAAUUAAGACCACGUGCCAUCCCAAAAGUGAAUGUCUCCCGACAGAACUGGCACCAGCUGGAGAAUCUCUCCAACUUCAUUAAAGCAAUGAGUCUUUAUGGAAUGAAAUCGGUGGAUCUUUUUGAAGCCAAUGACCUUUUUGAGAAUGGCAACAUGACUCAAGUACAGGUGUCUUUGCUGUCACUUGCUGGUCUGGCGAAGACGCAAGGUUUGCAGAGUGUAGACAUCGGGGUGAAAUACUCAGAGAAAAAGGAGCGGAAUUUUGAUGAUAAUACAAAGAAAGCAGGAAACUGUGUCAUUGGGCUGCAGAUGGGCACAAAUAAAUGUCCACAGUCUGGCAUGACAGCAUAUGGCACAAGGAGGCAUCUGUAUGACCCCAAGAACACAAUCCUACCACCAAUGGACCAUUCCACCAUCAGCCUACAGAUGGGCAGCAACAAAGGAGCCAGCCAGGUGGGCAUGACAGCUCCUGGCACUCGGCGUCACAUCUACGACACCAAGUCUGGAACUGAGAAGUGUGACAAUUCAUCUAUGUCACUGCAGAUGGGAUACACCCAGGGAGCCAACCAGAGCGGUCAGAUUUUUGGGCUUGGCAGGCAGAUCUAUGACCCAAAAUACUGCCCCACGGGUAAUCGAGAUGAUCUGCCUCAUGAUGAAAAUGAACAAGAACAGUACCAGCAGGACUUCUGAACCCGUGUAUGGGGCGACAUUGCCAUUACGACCAAUAAGAGCUACCUUAAAAUUUGAAAAGGUGUACCAAAUUAGAAAUAUUUCCCUUAUUUAUCCUCGGUUGCACACAAUAACUGGACUUCAUGUUAAAUCUUGCAUUAGAAUGUAUAAAGAUUCCAAAGAUUAUUUUUAUUGCAAAAGAAAAACUGUUGAAGAAAAUAAUCAGGUUGAAGGGUCUGCCAUUUUACUCCAUAAUAGAUGCCUUUACAGUGUUUGCUAGUUAGAGAUUGUCUAACUGUAAUUUGCAGGCAUAAACUUCAGAAUUCCUUUCUGCUGAUCCUCCAGAGUAGUGCCUUACAUUUUAAACCACAGAGCAGAUAAUACCGCCUUUAAUAUUCUGCUGUGAGGGAUGAUUAAACAGGUUUUCUCUUCCAGCCCAUUGCCAUAAGGAUAACUUCAAAAAGAGAAACAUGCAGAGAGCCAAAGCUCUUUGUAUUUAUAUACUAAUGAUAUUUGAGAUAAUAUUGGAAUCUACUUAAAGAAACAAUGACUUGCACUGGAGGUUUGCAAGAAAUCCCUAUGCAAGCUAAUGGUUUUGAUUCCAUGGGUAUUCAUGGAUGAAAAGAGGAGAUCAUCUUACUUUAAAUUCCUCUCUGCCUGGUGCUUUGAGAUGAAAUGACCAAGCACCAUGCUUUGCAGGUCUUUUCUAAUGUGAAUGGACCAAACACAGUUUGUAAAAGGAAACAUUCUGUACAGGAAUUAAAUUUGUAUUGUUUGUAUAUUUUAAUACUUUAUUAAAGUAUUUCCUCUUAUAAUACCAUUGCCUAGGAAGUGGAGUGGCUAUAUUGGAUACUAAUUUUUGGGGUUAUGCGCCCCUCCUGCAUAUGCUGAUAAAUACUAUUGCAGCUUUUUUGACCCCAGGAACAUACAUUACCUAUCUUUCCAUGUAGCAAAGUAGCAGGAGUCUGAGUUUGCCUGAUACACAGCACUAUAUGUGCAGUGUUAAGACAAGCUAAUAAUCAUUGUAGCCCAAACUCCACUGUGUUAAGCAAUGAGAUUUUAGAGCCUUACUGCCUCAAGAACUGCACCAAAAUACUGCACAUGCUGCCUUAUGCCUGUUACAAGUCUUUGUAGUUUAUUGUGACUAGUGUGUGUGACUGGGAGAAGUUCCAUCCUCUAGUUUCUCCAGCCCCUGCCUCAAGUUUUAUUAUAAACAAUGUUUAUAUAGGUCAGAAAUGUGUUUGCCAUGGUUGAUUAUAAAUGCUGAUAAUGCUGACCAAUGUAGAUUAUGUUACUUGUAGAAGGCAAUCAAACACUCUUCAAGUGAUUUUAUAUAAAGGAACAGGCAUGUUGAGCUACUUUUCAAUAAUGUUAUUCUCAUUGACUAAAUGUCCUCAUUUUUUACAGGUAACUUGUCUACAGAACCAAAAUCUUGAUCAUUGUUUAGUGCUAAAUGUUUUCAUUCUAAUACAGGGUUUGGCUUUUUAAUUUCUUUAUCUUUAUAAAAAAAAGUUUUUUUUAUCCUUUCAGUUUCUGUAAAAUAUCUAUUGGAUGUGUAAUAUGGGCCAAAACUUUUAAUAAGUUGUCUGUGAACAGGAUUCAUGCCUAUAAUACUGUAACUAGAUGACUUUACUUUUGAGUUGUGUAUACCACAUUUAACAAGCUGCAUUAGGAGUUCUAUGAUAAAACAUAGCUUUUAUUUGCAUUUCAUAGGUCAGAAUCCCACACUACAGCUCAAACACAAAUU
Xenopus laevis (African clawed frog) is the source of this 2686-nucleotide messenger RNA. It is a transcript of the gene cnn2.L, whose product is annotated as calponin L homeolog. Gene Ontology annotation, cellular component: actin cytoskeleton; focal adhesion. Gene Ontology annotation, biological process: actin filament organization; actomyosin structure organization. The record is from RefSeq and is marked provisional. Gene Ontology annotation, molecular function: actin filament binding; actin binding. NCBI's taxonomy places the organism in Eukaryota, Metazoa, Chordata, Amphibia, Anura, Pipidae.